Messenger RNA from Salvelinus namaycush (lake trout), 2604 nucleotides. RefSeq names its product proline-rich extensin-like protein EPR1. Bases 1 to 2604 code for a protein of 867 amino acids. The transcript is spliced from 2 exons. Lineage: Eukaryota; Metazoa; Chordata; Actinopteri; Salmoniformes; Salmonidae. The record is from RefSeq and is a predicted model, not a curated record.
AUGUACUGUCUGAAUCAUUAUGAGCCCCAGUCUCCACAGCACAACCUCCCCUCCAAACCUUCCCCUGCUUCCAUGUACUGUCUGCUUCAUUAUGAGCCCCAGUCUCCACAACACAACCUCCCCUCCAAACCUUCCCCUGCUUCCAUGUACUGUCUGCUUCAUUAUGAGCCCCAGUCUCCACAGUACAACCUCCCCUCCAAACCUUCCAUGUACUGUCUGCUUCAUUAUGAGCCCCAGUCUCCACAGUACAACCUCCCCUCCAAACCUUCCAUGUACUGUCUGCUUCAUUAUGAGCCCCAGUCUCCAAAGUACAACCUCCCCUCCAAACCUUCCCCUGCUUCCAUGUACUGUCUGCUUCAUUAUGAGCCCCAGUCUCCACAGCACAACCUCCCCUCCAAACCUUCCCCUGCUUCCAUGUACUGUCUGCUUCAUUAUGAGCCCCAGUCUCCACAGCACAACCUCCCCUCCAAACUUCUCCCUGCUUCCAUGAACUGUCUGCUUCAUUAUGAGCCCCAGUCUCCACAGCACAACCUCCCCUCCAAAUCUCCCCCUGCUUCCAUGAACUGUCUGCUUCAUUAUGAGCCCCAGUCUCCACAGCACAACCUCCCCUCCAAACCUUCCCCUGCUUCCAUGUACUGUCUGCUCCAUUAUGAGUCCCAGUCUCCACAGCACAACCUCCCCUCCAAACCUUCCCCUGCUUCCAUGUACUGUCUGCUUCAUUAUGAGCCCCAGUCUCCACAGUACAACCUCCCCUCCAAACCUUCCAUGUACUGUCUGCUUCAUUAUGAGCCCCAGUCUCCACAGUACAACCUCCCCUCCAAACCUUCCAUGUACUGUCUGCUUCAUUAUGAGCCCCCGUCUCCACAGCACAACCUCCCCUCUAAACCUACCAUGUACUGUCUGCUUCAUUAUGAGCCCCAUUCUCCACAGUACAACCUCCCCUCCAAACCUUCCAUGUACUGUCUGCUUCAUUAUGAGCCCCAGUCUCCACAGUACAACCUCCCCUCCAAACCUUCCAUGUACUGUCUGCUUCAUUAUGAGCCCCAGUCUCCAAAGUACAACCUCCCCUCCAAACCUUCCAUGUACUGUCUGCUUCAUUAUGAGCCCCAGUCUCCACAGCACAACCUCCCCUCCAAACCUUGCAUGUACUGUCUGCUUCAUUAUGAGCCCCAGUCUCCAAAGUACAACCUCCCCUCCAAACCUUCCAUGUACUGUCUGCUUCAUUAUGAGCCCCAGUCUCCACAGUACAACCUCCCCUCCAAACCUUCCAUGUACUGUCUGCUUCCUUAUGAGCCCCAGUCUCCACAGUACAACCUCCCCUCCAAACCUUCCCCUGCUUCCAUGUACUGUCUGCUUCAUUAUGAGCCCCAGUCUCCACAACACAACCUCCCCUCCAAACCUUCCCCUGCUUCCAUGUACUGUCUGCUUCAUUAUGAGCCCCAGUCUCCACAGCACAACCUCCCCUCCAAACCUUCCCCUGCUUCCAUGUACUGUCUGCUUCAUUAUGAGCCCCAGUCUCCACAGUACAACCUCCCCUCCAAACCUUCCAUGUACUGUCUGCUUCAUUAUGAGCCCCAGUCUCCAAAGUACAACCUCCCCUCCAAACCUUCCAUGUACUGUCUGCUUCAUUAUGAGCCCCAGUCUCCACAACACAACCUCCCCUCCAAACCUUCCUCUGCUUCCAUGUACUGUCUGCUUCAUUAUGAGCCCCAGUCUCCACAGUACAACCUCCCCUCCAAACCUUCCAUGUACUGUCUGCUUCAUUAUGAGCCCCCGUCUCCACAGCACAACCUCCCCUCUAAACCUACCAUGUACUGUCUGCUUCAUUAUGAGCCCCAGUCUCCACAGUACAACCUCCCCUCCAAACCUUCCAUGUACUGUCUGCUUCAUUAUGAGCCCCAGUCUCCACAGUACAACCUCCCCUCCAAACCUUCCAUGUACUGUCUGCUUCAUUAUGAGCCCCAGUCUCCAAAGUACAACCUCCCCUCCAAACCUUCCAUGUACUGUCUGCUUCAUUAUGAGCCCCAGUCUCCACAGCACAACCUCCCCUCCAAACCGUUCAUGUACUGUCUGCUUCAUUAUGAGCCCCAGUCUCCACAGUACAACCUCCCCUCCAAACCUUCCCCUGCUUCCAUGUACUGUCUGCUUCAUUAUGAGCCCCAGCCUCCACAACACAACCUCCCCUCCAAACCUUCCCCUGCUUCCAUGUACUGUCUGCUUCAUUGUGAGCCCCAGUCUCCACAGUACAACCUCCCCUCCAAACCUUCCAUGUACUGUCUGCUUCAUUGUGAGCCCCAGUCUCCACAGCACAACCUCCCCUCCAAACCUUCCAUGUACUGUCUGCUUCAUUAUGAGCCCCAGUCUCCACAGUACAACCUCCCCUCCAAACCUACCAUGUACUGUCUGCUUCAUUAUGAGCCCCAGUCUCCACAGUACAACCUCCCCUCUAAACCUACCAUGUACUGUCUGCUUCAUUAUGAGCCCCAGUCUCCACAGUACACCUCCCCUCCAAACCUUCCAUCUCUGCUAGCGGUGGUUUGGCGUGAUAAUGAACACGAACACGACAGGAAGGUUGGCUACACAAAGUCAAUGGGACCAGGCUAG